CCAAGUUUAGUGUACACAUACGUCGGCAACAACGGUAAAUGCGUAGUUUCUUGUUAGCCGCCUAUUAAGUAACGCUCUAGAUUUCAGAAACUCCAUAAAACAUGUCUUUGCCAAAACAACUGCUAAAUCAACACUGGCAUACUGUGCGAAUCAAGAAAUCAAUGAUUUUUUUAGAAACUAAGGUUACUACCGCGCAUGAAUACAAAAAACCUCCCUAAUGAGACUGAAUUUGGUGAGCGCUAUCAGCAGUACCAAACAUGGACGACUCAAACUGUGAAAACGGUGGCGAUUUUCACCAGAAUAAGCUGGGGAAACUCGACCGAUUGCGAGUAUAUUGGUUCUCAAUAGACAGAAGAAAACUUGUGCGAGCGUUGUGCUUUGGUCAGGUCUUGUCCUUGCUGUUAUGUGGUACCGCUGUGACCAGUGGCUUACUCCAAGAACACAACGUCUCAAUCCCCACAGCCCAGAGUUUCCUGAACUAUGUGCUGCUGGGCUUAAUCUAUGCCCCAAUGUUGGCGUGUCGGAAGAAUAAGGAUAACAUCUUGGUGAUAUUACGAGAGCGUGGCUGGAAAUACCUCCUGCUUGGUAUAAUUGACGUGGAAGGCAACUACCUCAUUGUCAAUGCAUAUCAUUAUACCACAGUCACUAGUGUUCAGCUCCUGGACUGUUUUACAAUUCCCGUGGUUCUCAUUCUGUCAUGGCUGAUCCUAAAAGUCAAAUACAAACUAGUCCAUAUUAUUGGUGUAUUAGUCUGUCUUGCCGGUGUAGGCUCUCUUGUUGGUGCUGAUAUUUUAACAAAUAAAAAUGGAUCAGAGCAAGCUGUGAAUAUGGUGCUUGGUGAUCUCCUCUGUCUCGGUGGUGCAACGCUUUAUGGCAUUUCAAACGUCGCUGAAGAGUUUGUGGUGAAAAGUUUCGAUCAGGUUGAGUUUCUUGGAAUGAUAGGAAUAUUUGGCAGUUUGAUAAGUGGAUUGCAAGUAGGAUUACUGGAAAGAGAUGCUGUUAGUGAAGUUGACUUCACUUCCUAUAAAAUAGUCCUCCUCCUCCUGGGCUUCGUCGCUUGUCUCUUCUUCUACUACACAUUCUUGCCGGUUGUGAUAAAAGCCACAAGCGCUGCCACAGUCAAUCUGAACAUUUUGUCGGCUGAUUUUUAUUCAUUACUCUUUGGAAUAUUCUUGUUCAGAUACACAUUCCAUCCCCUUUACUACGUUGCAUUUGUGCUGAUUCUCGGCGGGGUUGUGGUCUACUGCUCAAAAGAAACUCCCCAGCGCGUCACAGAUCAAAAUGACACCACUGUGGAACACUUGCAGCAUAUCGUUGAGGAGCCGCCAACGACUCAUAGCAGAGUUUCUGAUGAGGAUGAGGUCAAUCUUACUGUACAUGCUGAAGAAUCAUCACUGAACGCAACUCCUGAUGUUUCACCUGAUGAAAAAACUCCAUUGAAUACCAAUGGAUAAGAAAAGUUAUUUUUGUGAACAUGAUUAUUUUAAGCACGCUUUCAACUGUCAUGUGUGUUGAAAGUUUAACCAUGGGAUCUUGAGCAUGAUAAUAAGAUCAGUGUACUAUAACAGAAUGUGUCAUAAUUGAUUUUGUUGAUUGAAGGGUUAUGUUUUAAUAUAUCAUUCUAUUUAUGCAUGCCAUUAGCUGAGAAGCGUGUAUUUUUACUGUCUUUUUGAUAUAAUUUUCUUGAACCAUUAUACUGACUUACAAGUUCAGAUCAGUUAUGUCAUAUUAUGUUCUUCCUAAAUGUAAAAGGUAAUAAUAUACAAUAUAUACAGAAGUAUGAUUUCAAUAGUGGAAAAGUGUUUCAAAUUAUUUUUGUUUCACUUCCAUUUGGACAUUCUAAUGAGUAUUUUAUCAUAAAAUCUUGUCUCUGUUGCUAUGCCUAAUUGUAUCUAAAGAAAAUUGUUUUGUAUUGUCAUGAAAUUUAUCACUUUUUUGAUAAUUAUUUUAUUAUGAUUUUAUGUUACAAUGUCUGGUUUGGUCUGACUGUUGAAAGUUGAGACAAUCACUUCCAUGCAGUCUUAGAAUCAGGAAAUCACUAAGUCUAAUCUUAAACCAUCCAGUGGCUUUAGAUUUUAUAUAAUGAGGACAUGUAAGUGUUAUAUUUAUUAAUUUCUCAUUCCAAAAGGGAAUAUAUUUACCCAUUUUUCCUGCUCUCAAAAAGCUAACAUAACAAAUGUGAUUUAGUUUCUAUUCAUACCAUGUUGUGAUAUAAUGAAAUAUUCUUAUUGAAAAGAAUAUGACAAAUAUUCUUGUUGAAAAUAAAGAAUAUGACAAAUAUUCUUGUUGAAAAUAAAGAAUAUGACAAAUAUUCUUGUUGAAAAUAAAGAAUAUGACAAAUAUUCUUGUUGAUAAUAAAGAAUAUGACAAAUAUUCUUGUUGAAAAUAAAGAAUAUGACAAAUAUUCUUGUUGAAAAUAAAGAAUAUGACAAAUAUUCUUGUUGAAAAUAAAGAAUAUGACAAAUAUUCUUGUUGAAAAUAAAGAAUAUGACAAAUAUUCUUGUUGAAAAUAAAGA
Molecule: messenger RNA, 2516 nt
Organism: Lineus longissimus
Lineage: Eukaryota; Metazoa; Nemertea; Pilidiophora; Heteronemertea; Lineidae
Product: solute carrier family 35 member F2-like
Exons: 8
Coding region: 258-1454 (398 amino acids)
Biological process (GO): transmembrane transport
Cellular component (GO): membrane
Molecular function (GO): transmembrane transporter activity
Source: RefSeq, a predicted model, not a curated record